AACGUGAUUUGCUGAAGUCAUGUGUGUCGGGUCAAGGUUACUACAGGCAGAUUGUUCAUUGUGGAAAUAACGAGUGACAUCGCGUAAUUUCUGUAAUUAGCGAUAUGAAAUUGUUUACCGAAGGCAAAUAUAAUCAAAUAUGACAGAUGGUGAUUCUGAUUAUGAAGAUUUGCCUUCUCCUGACAUUGAAUGUGAUGAAAUCGAUGGAGCAGGACAUGGAGAAGGUCCUACUGAGCUUAGAUUUUCAAAAAUCCAUGAUCCACCUUUGGGCUUCAAGGAUCCUUUUCUCAGGAUGCUAAUACCUGGUUGCGCUAUCAAUGUUAAAAUUGUGGAUAUUGAACGUAGCCCUGCAACACAUAUAAUCAAUCCAAAUUUGUAUGUUUUACAGCUUCAGCAUGGACCUUACGAAUGGACUGUCAGAAAACGCUACAAACAUUUUCAGCAUUUGCAUCAACAACUUCGACUUUUCCGAGCUGCUCUUUCGAUUCCUAUUCCUACAAAAAGGCACAAAGCACGACGGAAAAGUUGCCGAAAUAUAGAAAGACGCCGUCUUCCCAGAUUUCCAAAAAGACCGGAUGCUUUAUUAACUCAUGAUAAAAUUGAAUAUCGUGCACAACAACUAGAAGAAUAUUUGAAAAAUGUGCUCAGAAUACCAUUAUAUAGAAAUCAUCAUGAAAUGAUGGACUUUUUGGAAAUCUGCCCUUUAUCUUUUAUAAGUGGCUUAGGAGCAAAACGAAAAGAAGGUGUAAUUCAGAAACGUUCUGGCGGCCAUCGAACAUCAGUGGGAUGUUUUCGUCUUAGAAGAGGUUUAAUAGAUUGGUGUGGUAGAUGGAGAUGGAGGUGGCUGAUUAUUAAAGAUUCUUGGAUAGGAUAUAUGAAACCCAAAGAUGGUCGUGUGAGGUGCAUUUUAUUGAUGGAUCAAGGGUUUAAAGUUGACUGUGGUUUUGUUGCCACUGGCAUACAUCAUGGGCUUCAAAUCUCUAACCUUACUAGACGUUUACUGGUGAGAUGCUGGACGAGAAGGAAAGCAAGAGAAUGGACAGAAUGCUUGGCCGAUACAGCUAAAACGACAGGUCGAGAUUUUACGCAGCCAAAUCGUUAUGGAGCUUUUGCUCCUGUUAGGACUAACAAUGAAUGUAGAUGGUUUGUUGAUGGAGCGACUUAUUUUGAAGCAGUUGCUGAUGCAUUAGAAAAGGCAAAAGAGGAGAUUUUUAUAGCUGACUGGUGGUUAAGUCCUGAAUUGUAUAUGAAACGUCCUGUCAUUCAAGGAGAAAUUUGGCGGUUGGAUCAUAUUCUUAGACGAAAAGCACAACAAGGAGUUAAAGUUUUUGUUCUGUUAUAUAAAGAAGUUGAAUUGGCUCUUGUGAUUAAUAGCUUAUAUAGUAAACAACAGCUUGUACAAAUGCAUCCAAAUAUCAAGGUAUUACGCCAUCCUGAUCAUGUUACAAAUGGAACUCUGCUGUGGGCACACCAUGAAAAAAUAGUUUGUGUUGAUCAGACUUAUGCUUUUAUUGGUGGUCUUGACCUUUGCUAUGGAAGAUGGGAUGAUUAUCAACACAGGUUGACUGAUCUUGGAGGUGUUGGUAAGAAACUAAGUCAAGUAACUCUGACUGCUGAUAUGAAGUCAUCUCCAUUACUUAAAGGUCCUACAGAAUUAUGCAGGUCUCACUCCUUAUCAGAUAUAGCAUCAGAACUUGGUACUAAUUUGCAAAGUGAGCCUUGGAAAUUUGUCCGUCUUUCUCUCCUUCCCCAGCCAGCUCCCUUUUUUACUGCAGACAAAAGUAGUGGUGAUUUACUCAGAAGUUGUGAUGCAGUUCAAAUCAACAUAGAGAGCCCAACUCCAUCAUCAUCCCAAAUUUUAACACCAUCAUCAGAAGCAAAGAAUAUCUCCACCGAUUCAGAAUAUCCUCAUCUGAAAGUGAUGGAUAAUGAUAAUGUGCUAAAAAGAGAUUCACAUCCAGAAAACUUAAAGCAAAGCGGGUUAUGCAAGCUGUUGUUCGUUUACAGGGGACUGAAAAAGCAAUCUUUUAAUAAAUCGAUGGAUUCUUUAAAUACCAGUUUGGAUAAUCUGGAUAUACCUGAUAUAGCUAUGCGAAAAACAAGCAGCGAAAUUGCUCUGAAUGAAUUAGGAUUGCAAGGAAGUCCAAAGUUGUGGAUUGGUAAAGAUUACAUCAAUUUCAUUGUUAAAGAUUUUGAGCAUUUGCACAAGCCUUAUCAGGAUUUGAUUGAUAGAUACGCUACUCCUCGAAUGCCAUGGCAUGAUAUUGGACUUUAUGUACAGGGUGCUGCUGCAAGAGAUGUGGCUCGACACUUCAUUCAAAGAUGGAAUUUUACUAAGUUUGAAAAAGCAAAAUAUUACGACACAUAUCCAUGGCUUCUACCUAAGUCUUAUGAAGGUUGUGAGAGUGUUCCACCUUUACACACCAGUGCUACCAACAAGCUGUUCUGUGCCAACUGCCAGGUGUUACGAAGUGUAAGCACAUGGUCUGCUGGCAUCAAAACCAUGGAACAGUCUAUACAUGAUGCAUAUGUUUCUGUUAUUGAUAAUUCUAAACAUUAUAUAUAUAUUGAGAAUCAGUUUUUUAUUAGCCAAGCUGCUGGGCAUAAGGAUGUUUCAAAUGGAAUUGGUGAAGCACUUUUCAGACGUAUUGUGAAAGCACACAAAGAAAGAGAGACCUUCCGUGUGUAUGUUGUGAUGCCUUUAUUGCCUGCUUUUGAAGGUGAGAUUGGAACAGGUACAGGCACAGCUAUUCAGGCUAUAACCCAUUGGAAUUAUGCUUCUAUAUGUAGAGGACCUGAUUCACUGUAUCAAAGGCUAAUAAAAGAAGUGGGAGAUCCCAAUGCAUAUAUAACUUUUUAUGGUUUAAGGACCCAUGGUGUAUUGAGUGAAAAAAUUGUUACUGAACUUGUCUAUGUUCACAGUAAGUUGCUGAUAGCUGAUGAUAGAGUGGUUAUCGUUGGGUCUGCAAAUAUCAAUGAUAGGAGCUUGUUAGGAAAUAGAGAUAGUGAAAUUUGCAUGGUUGUUGAAGAUGUUGAUUUUGAGAAAACUGUAAUGAAUGGAAAAUCAUAUGAAGCUGGUAAAUUUGCUUGCAGUUUAAGAAGAACAAUUUUUAGAGAACACUUAGGAUUGUUAGAUAAAGCCAAUCAGUCCAUUGAUAUUCGAGAUCCUGUUAUUGAGUCUUUUUACAAGGAAGUGUGGGUUAAAACUGCUGCAUUAAAUACAUCCAUAUAUGAAAAAGUUUUUCGUUGCAUUCCAACUGAUGAGGUGCGCUGUUUUUCUGAGCUGAAAGAGUAUUUGUUAAAACCAGGUAUGUCUGUAACAGAUCCAGAAUCUGCAUCUAAACUGCUCAGCAAUGUUCAAGGGCAUUUAGUCUUGCUGCCAUUUUUCUUUUUGUGUAAUGAAAACUUAACACCUCCACCUGGCACUAAGGAAUCUCUUAUGCCUGUUUCUUUAUGGACAUAAUUUUCAUGUUGUGUUUUUUUUUUUAUGGGUAUAAGUAUAAUGUUGGGUAUAUUUGCGUCUUAAUAGUCUUUAUUUCAUGUUUUAUUUUUGUUAUUAAAAGCAUUUUUCACUUACUAUUUUUCUUCUUCUGGAGGUUAUCUGUAAAUGUGAAGCUGUAUUUUUGAAUUAUGUGCAUUUUUUUUUAUUUUUGUUGAAUUUCAGUUCAUUAAUCUGCUUUAUCAUGAUAAAAUAUAUACCAUAUUUACUCGCAUAUUUCUCCUUUUCACGUAUUCCCUCCUAAUUCUUUCAACAUAUGAUUUUGAAAUUUCUGAUUUAUGGUAACAAUGAAAAAUGUAUGCACAUACAGGAAGCUAUUUCAUGUGAGUAAAAGAAUAUUCUUCAAAUUGAUAAAUCUUUUGAAAUAUAUAAUAUAAUAAUAAAAAUGGUGUAUUUUUAUGUGUGUUGUCUAAUGUACUGUGUUUAUCAUUUAAGCCAUCUGUUUAGAAAUAGUAUACACGACAUACUUUUCUCCUUCUGGUUUUCGGGUGGUAAAACUAGUAGGAAAAAGGCAAGAAAUAUGCGAGUAACUAUCAUAUAGCUUCAUUUUUAUGCCCAGAAAGGAAUGUUUUAGUAAAUCCUAGAUUUAGAUUUGUAUCAGAAACUGUCAAAUUUUGUUCAAAUAUCAAAUGCAAAAAAGUUCAGAGCUUUGUACAAAAAAAAGAAUGUAACAUAAAUUUUGUAACUAUGUAUAAUUUUAGUAUGUAAUUUUUAAAUACGUAACUAGUUUGUUCAACUGUAGUUUUGCAUCUCAGAGACUUCUUCCAUUGUAAUUCCAACUGCAUGGUGCUCAAUCAUACAUAAAGGUUAUCUUUCAUCAAACCACAUUGCCCAUACUAUUUGUGUUCCCUGUUCUAUAAGGAAAGAGUAGCAAGAAUAAAAUAUGUAAUGCAUUUUGAUUAAAAUAUUUUAAUAAACAUUUUAUUUGAUUUAGAUGCAUUUAAAAAUUUUUACAAGCAGUUAAAUGUAAGAUUAAAAGUUAAUUAAUUUUAUUUAUCCGUAUCAAAAGGAAUAGCAAUGGUUAGGAAUGUAGCUCUUAAAUUCUCUUUGCCAAGUUGCAAAUACUUAAUAGAGUUUUUGAAAAAUCAAACAAUUUCCUCUAAAUUAUUUUUAUUAUAUGUAGGGUUUGUAUAACAUAAUAUAUAAUUUUAUAUACAGAAUUUAAAGGUUCAUAAUAUUCUUCAUAAAGCUUUUUUUCAUUGGAAUGGCUAAUAACUUUUUAAUGGUUAGGAGUAGCAAUGAUUGAUGUGGUACUUACUCCCUGCAAUUUUUUUUAAAUCUUUGUUAUUAAAAUUUUAUUACUGUUUUUAAAUAAACAGUAAUUAGUUAUAUGGCCAUAUAGCAAAUAAAAGUGUUCCUCAAUGUAAAAUAAUUUUUUGAUGUGGGCCACUGUUUGUAUGCUGUUUGAAAAUAUGUAAAAUAAUGUUUAAAUUUUUGCAAUGAAUUUAUUAAAGAGCAUUGCUAAUUAGACUAAAUAUUAUUUCUAACAGGUAAUAGGUAUGAUAAAUCUAAUGAUUGUGUUUCAUAUUGUUUUUCAUAUAAAAGCCUGGAGAUGUUUGAACAAUAAUGCACUAUUUCAUAAUUCAAAACAUUCUAACUUGAGAUCAGGCAGUAAAGAAAGAAUUCCUUGAAGUAUAUAUUUAAUCUCCCUUCCUUUAUUUAUUUUAUUUUAACGGAAGGUUUAAGACCUAGGUUUAUUCAGCAUAUAUGUUAGAAAACAGUGUGAAUAUCUGAGAAUUAGUUUCAGCUCAAAUUCUUGUUAACUGCAAGAAGGUGAAGAUUAUUAAUUUCUGUGAAUUAUGCUUUUCUUUGAAAUCUAAAUUUAUUAUGUAAUUCUAGAUAGUUUUAAUGUGAAAUACUCAUUUUCGGGGAAAAACAGUUCUUUAAAAAUUACUUUCUCUUUUAAUAUAUAAAAAUUUAUAAAUAAAAAUUUAUUUUAUUUUUAUUUCAAAGUAAUAAAAAUCAUAAAUACUUAAACUGUUCCAGCCUGCAUUAAUUUCACCUAUCAUUGUAUGUGAAAAUAGAAACUGUGUAUGACAUUGCCAGAAUGUUUAAAAACGUGAAUUCAAACCCAGGCUUGCUAAAAAUAUUUUUUAAAUUCUGUUUGGAGAAUUGUAGUUAAUUUUGAGCAAGCCAAGUUUCAAAUUAAAAAAUCAAAUUGUUUGAGGGGCAAUAUUGGUUUCAGAACCCUAAAUUUAAGAGGCUUCACUUAAAAAUUUUGUAAUUAAAAAGAUAAAUAAAUAAAAUAUUAAAAAUAUCCUUUCAAGGUUCCUUUUUAAUUAUUUUUACAAAAAUUUGACUUGCAACUUAAACAAUAGUUUAUUUUUAAAAGUAUAUCUUUUUUGGCAUGUUUUUUGAUUAAAUCCUACACCAAAUUUGUCUUCCACUAAAAAUGAAAUGUUCUGCACUAAUUAAACAUUGCUUUAUUAUGCAGUUCUCUGUAUAUAGCCUUAAUUACAUUCCAUAAUUUAGAGUUUUAUUUUGGAUCUAAAUACGUGAUGUAGAACAAAAUCAUCAUUCGAUACUGGAAAAGUCUCUGGAUAUUUGCAAGUUUGGACUAAUCAAAUAAUGUACUUAAUCCUGUUCCUCAAGAGUGAUUUUAUAUAAGAUAUGUUUAUAUAACAUGUAAAUAAUAAUUGCAUUUUAAAGCGCACACAUGGCAAAUAGUACUGACUAUAUAUACAUAUGUAUGCAUCUUGAUAUUUUAAUCUUCAACUUCAUAAAAAAUUUUAAACUGUGAAGUAAGUUUUGGUAAUACACUAAAAUGUUUAAUUAAAUUAAUUAAAGCUACUUUUGGGAUAAAUGUUUACAAUCCUGUUUUGCCAUGCUAAGAAGUCUUGUCACUUAACUUUACAUAUUCGUUAUUUAUACAAUCAUCCAUACACUUUUACAAAUGUUCCAUUGUAAGAAUGUUUUUUUGUUUCACAAAUUGUGAAGAAAUGAUAUACAAAUACUAUUUUUUUAAAAUAUCGCAACAAUUAGAGGAAACUUUUAUAAAAGAAGAAAAAUGUUAAAUAUUUUUUUUUUCACAUAUGUCUGUGAAACAUUCGUUAUAUUUAACUUUCUGAACAUGUUAUUAUUCUAAUUUGGCAUAUCUUACGUAUGUAAAGGAGAAGUCAGAUUAUUUGAGGUAUGCUAGGUGCUAAUUUUUUUUAUGAUAAGGGGCAAAUUUUUAUGGUUCUGUAAAUUUUUAAAAUUUGAAUGAGAGAAGAAUUUAAAUUUCACUCUAUUUUGCAGUUUGAUGACAAAUUUCUUAGCACAGCUGUAUUGAAAAAUGCUUAUUGAAUCUUUUCAUAACUAUAUUGGAUGACAUACAAAAUCUUUGCCUUUCUAAAAAAUUUUAACCUACAAAUUUUACAUAAUUUUUUGGCCUAAUUAUAAUUUGCAGUAAGUUUUUCUCAUAUUAUGAUCUUCAAAAUUUAAGCAAUUUUUUAAUAAUGCUAAAUUUCAAUUUUUAUUCAAGCAUUAUGUUUAAAAAGUAAUAUAUUUAUUAAUCCUUUAAGGUGCUGUUAAAAUAUGUUUUUACAACUGAUUUAUAAUUUCAGUAUCACAGCCAGCUAUGACAUAAGAUGAAUAUAAGCAUGUACAUUUUUAGAUAUAUUUCUUUAUUUAUAAAUUAUAUUUAUGUAUAAUUUUCUUACUAUUCUGUAAACUUUCAAACAUUUGGAGCAUUUACAUAAGUUUAGCUAUAAAUAUUUGUUUUUCUCCUGCAAUAAACGGAUUUGUUCUUGUCGUUGUAGAAAAAAUUGGCAGGAAUGUAAAAUUGUCAUAUUUUUGUAUAGUUUCCUUUAUAUUGUGCAUUAAUUAUUUAAUUUUUCUAAAGUUUAGAAUUAAAAAAAAAGAAAAUGUAAUUUUGUUAAACCUUUUUUUAACUAAAACAUCUUUAAGUAUAGUAUGCCGUGUCUUUUUUUAAGUUCAGAAUUCAAAAGUUAAAAGUUUCGAAUGAGGCAUACCCUGGAUCUGACUUCUAAUUUCAUAAUAAACAUUCAUAUUUUGUAAAUGCAAAAGAUUCCUGUAUACCAUAAUGAUAUAUUUGAAGAUCCUUGUGAUAUAUGAUGAUGUUUUUCAUUUAAUUGUAUAUUUAGGAUUUGGUGAAAAAAUUAUAUGGUGCUUACUUUUUCUUUAAAUGUUAUUCACAUUAUUCUGAAACUACAAAUCUGCGGAUCGAGAGAUAAGCAUUUGAGGAGAAAACUAUAAGGAAUAUGAGGAAUAAUAUUUAAGGGAAACUGAGUUAUGAAUUUUACAUCAUAAUUCACAUUUUAAAAUUAAUAUACAUUUUUUCUAUUUUGGCACAAUUAUAGCUAUUGAAAAAGAAGUGGCAAGAGUAAAAAAAAAAAUGCAGAUUCUUGGUUUGGAAUUGCUGAUAAUAAUAUACAUAUGUGAGUGAGAAAUUGUAUCAUUUGUUAAUGUUAGAGAUUUAAAAGAAAACAAGCACAAAAAAUACUUUUAUAAAGAAAUAUUGCAUAGUUGUAUAAACAUUUUUUUUGUUUUAUUAUUUCUUGCAAUUAAUAAAUUUCAUUAAAAACAUAAAUUAUUUUAUAUUACUCUAAAAGUAUGUAAGAAUCUCAUUUUUAUAAUUGGGGUAUUUAUUCCUUAUUUCAUUUCAUAAGUAUACAUAAUUUCAUCUUUUUCUGAAAAAUAUUUCUAAUAUUUAGCAAUAAAUAUGUGCGUAAUACACAUAUUCAACUUUAAACCUAAACUUAUAUACAGAUAUAUAUGUUCAGUGUGGAUGAAUAACCUUUAUUAAGAUCUUAUUUUAUAACAGUGUACUUUUUACAAUAUUAUUAGAUUAUGUUGAAUAGUCAUUUUAAAUACUAAACUGUACUAACAUGUAUUCCAUUAUUUUCAAAAUGUAACACAGGCAGCUAAUAGAAGAAUAAUUUUUAUUUGUAGUGCUUGUGGAUGUAUUAAAUGAAAAGUUUUAUAAAUAUCUGUUUACUGUUCUUAUUAACAACAUAUAUUUCACUUAAAAUUAGCCUGUGUAUAUAUAUGAUUAAAUACACUUAACAAACACUCUUAAGUUUCUUAUGUACAUUCUUGCCAAUGUUUUGGUUUUGCUGUUUGUUUUAUGCUCUGUAUUUGAUAGUUUAUUUCAGUUUUCUUUAUUGCUAAUGUAUUUCUAGUCUAACUCGUACUCUAGUCUGUAUCCUCACUUAAGAUUAAAACUCCACAGAGGGUUGUUGUACUUACUUUUUUUCCCCUCUUUCUUUGGUUUUUGUAUACUUCUGUCCUUGUUUAUAUGUAUGAAAUUGAAAGUAUUCAGCCAUAAUAUGUAAAAGUAAUGUACAAGCCAUACUUCUAGAGGUGAAAAAGAUGUAUUAUGUAUCAUUCAGAAACUGAUAAAAUACAACUGUGUAUCAGUAUUUAAAUGUUAUUUUUUGUCCACUGGGGGAAAUUUGUUUCCAUUAAACUCUUUUUAUUAGAACAUUAAUUUAAUAAAAAGGGAAACGAAAAUAGGUUUCCAUAAAUUAAGAAGUUUGCCAAGUGGAUUAUUCUUGGCGUUAACUGGAAAAAAAAAAAAAAAAAAAAAAA
This is a messenger RNA of Stegodyphus dumicola, 9031 nucleotides long. It is a transcript of the gene Pld, whose product is annotated as Phospholipase D. Gene Ontology annotation, cellular component: intracellular membrane-bounded organelle. The record is from RefSeq and is a predicted model, not a curated record. Gene Ontology annotation, biological process: regulation of vesicle-mediated transport; intracellular signal transduction; phospholipid catabolic process. Lineage: Eukaryota; Metazoa; Arthropoda; Arachnida; Araneae; Eresidae. Gene Ontology annotation, molecular function: phosphatidylinositol binding; D-type glycerophospholipase activity.